Messenger RNA from Contarinia nasturtii (swede midge), 749 nucleotides. RefSeq names its product endophilin-B2-like. Gene Ontology annotation, cellular component: cytoplasm. The coding region runs from base 1 to 501 and encodes 166 amino acids. The record is from RefSeq and is a predicted model, not a curated record. NCBI's taxonomy places the organism in Eukaryota, Metazoa, Arthropoda, Insecta, Diptera, Cecidomyiidae. Gene Ontology annotation, molecular function: protein binding. The transcript is spliced from 4 exons.
AUGGUUUUAAAGUACUAUAGAAAAUAUCAAGCCAGCAAUGAGCCGAUGAAUGAAACAACCACGUCGAAAAUUUUCAUAUUUCCGCUAGUAGUCAUCAAAACAUUUCAUACAGCCACAAUCACCCAUCUCAAAAAAAAUUCUGUUGACAUUUUUCCGAUUGGGAUUAGGAGAAGUAAUAUCAAAACUCAACGCCAGAUUUUUUUCAGGUUGGAUUUGGAUGCUUGUAAAACAAAAGUUCGCAAAGCAAGAAGCAUGCUUGGACAACAAACGAAAGAUGGAAUUUUACCGGAAGUGGCCCUCGAACAGGCCGAACGAGAUUUGCGUGUAGCUCAAUCAGAGUUUGAUCGCCAGGCUGAAAUAACGAAACUUCUGCUUGAAGGAAUUAGUACAUCUCAGACGAGUCAUUUGCGCUAUUUGCAUGAAUUCGUUGGCUCCCAAGUUCGUUACUACGCAAAAUGUGCUAGCGCAAUGAAUGACUUACAACAUGAAUUGGCCAAUUGAAGCCAAAGGCCCAUUUACAAAAAGAAAACUUUAUAUAGAGCCAAAAUCGAGAUUGAACUAACUUGUAUUUAGGCCGGAUACAGUAAAAAGUCGGAACAUUUUCUUUUUGGAUUACAUGGAUUUUGACUAGGGGUUGGACACUCGGAUUAGGAAUCGUCGUUUGCUUUGGAUUUGUAAAUAAUAGUCGUAUUCGUCGGAAUAUUGGAAUUUGGUUUUUAGCGUGAUACACUUCGUGGAAUUUGGUUUUU